AUGCCGCGCUCGGCGGUGCCCCCCCCCGGUGCCGCCCCCCGGCCCGAGCCCCGCAAAGUUUCUCUGGGAGCAGCGGGCGCCGGCGGCGGCCAGAGGCACGGAGCGCCCGGUGCCUGUGUGCGAGCGCGGCGGCGCGGCGGCCAAGGGCUGCCGACAUCAAAGCGGCCGCCGGGUGAUUGGCAGCGCCGGGGAGGGGCCGGGGGCGGGCGCGCACACGCACACACCCGCGCGCACACGUACCCGCGCGCGCACAGCCGAGCGUGCACCCCGCGCGCGCGGUCGGAGCGGGGUGUCCGCCUUAAAGGGAUGAUCCUCUUGUUUUGCAUGUGAAAAAAAUCGUCUGAGAUUUACAGCCCUCCCAAACGGAGAUAAAGCCUUGGCAAUGAGUUGGAAACCUGUUGUAAUCUGUGAUCCAGGAAACAAAGAGCCUCAUUAAUGCAGAGACUUUGGUGAGCCUUUGAUGUUAGCUAGCAUAGCAUUCACUCUCGGUUCCAUUUGCAUUUAAACAUUCAUAAAAACAUCAUCUCUGCUUCCUUUGCCUUAAGCAAUUUAGGAGUAAAGUAUAGCUUCUAUUUAAAGAAACCCACUGUGGUGAGGUUCAGAAUACAAAUAUCACAUAAUCUUCAAGCAGAGCAAAUAUUUUAUCCUACAUUUCUGGUGGGCACGUUUAAUAAUGCUACAUUUAAGACCCAAAAUAAAAGAUCUGUCUUAUUUUCAUUAACCUUACACCACACAUUCGAGAGAAAAGAGAAAAGGGGCCCGGUUCAUCCUAAAUAUGCUACAUGCCAGUUUGGGGAAGGAAGGGAAUGCGGAGGAUUUGACAUCAUUCACAGGAGCUGCAUUUUUACGGGCAGGAUGCCUCCAGCAAGGUGCCCAAAUCCCUGCUCAGACACACAGCGAUGGAAAUUUCAGAACAACUUUGUAUGGGUUUGAUUUUUUUUAACGCGUGCAGUUUUCUGAACUGUGGAAUCGUCGUCCUGGGUUAUAGCUAAAGUGAGAAUAAAAGCACAACGCUAAAAAAGUCA
This is a messenger RNA of Gallus gallus (chicken), 1025 nucleotides long. RefSeq lists its product as uncharacterized. The transcript is spliced from 2 exons. Bases 1 to 330 code for a protein of 109 amino acids. NCBI's taxonomy places the organism in Eukaryota, Metazoa, Chordata, Aves, Galliformes, Phasianidae. The record is from RefSeq and is a predicted model, not a curated record.